AUGGAGGAGGCAAAGGCGAACAAUGAAACUGUUGAGGAUGUUGCCUUGGAUAAUCUGCAGGUGGCGGAACCCUCUCGGCCCCAUGUAAUGAGGUCCAAGGAGGAUGGGCUCUCAGUAUGGCAGAGUGUCUUGCGAUUCAAAGUCAUGUCAGGGGUUGCCAUGGCUGCAGCAUUCAGUGCAUCUUUGGAUGGAUAUCAAAUCAAUCUCAACGGCGGUGUUGUUUCCAACAAAGGGUUCAUUGCCCAAUUCGCAAACCCUGGAAAAAGCGCGAUCGACGGGAAAUAUGUCUCGGCUUGGGGUGGUAUCCAGUCAACAGGUCAAACUAUUGGACAAAUUCUUUUGCAAUAUGUGACAGAAGCUUACGGCAGAAAGAUCGCCUUGUAUGUAAUUUGGGUUGAUCUUGUUAUUAGCGUGUUCAUAGAGUCAUUCGCUACUCACUGGUAUCACUGGUUGAUUGCCAAGUUAUUCUCUGGGCUGGGAGUGGGUAUGCUUCAAUCGACUGUUCCGCUCUACUUGUCUGAAAUUGCUCCCACCCAAUUGCGUGGAUUCUACAUCAACGCAUACAGUUUCUGGUUUGUCAUUGGCCAGUUGUUUGCUUCUGUAGCACUCAACAGCUUGAACUCAUCCGACCCUAUGGACUUCCGGACUCCGAUUUACACCCAGUGGGCGAUGAUCGGUUCCAUCAUCAUUAUCUUCAUUCUACUUCCGGAGUCACCAUGGUGGCUAGUGAGCAAAGGCAAAUUUGAUCGUGCGGCAGAUAUGAUUCGCAAAUACAACGGCAAUAUUCCUGGAUUCGACGUCGAUGAACAAAUUGAUAUCAUGAAAAGCACCGUCGAAGAGGAACGCCAAGCUGCGGCGCGAAACGCGGAGCUUGGACAAUUUGCCGUGUUCAAGGGUCGCAACUUCAUUCGCUUCAUUAUUGCAUCUUGGCCUAAAAUUACACAACAAUUCGUCGGAUUGGCACUUUUCAACAGCUAUGCGACAUACUUCUUCCAAACAGCGGGCAGCAAGGACCCUUUCCAGGAUACGCUCAUUCUGUCAUGUGUACAGCUCAUUUCAAUGCUUCUUACUGCAACACUUACCGAUCAAUUUGGUCGUCGACCAUUAACCGUAUACCCCUACGCUGUGACAGUGCUGUCAGUUUUAAGCGUUGGAAUCAUCGGAUGCUUUGACUACGCUAAACCCUCUAUCGGUGCUUUGCUAAUCUUCUUCACUGCCUUGGCCUCAUUCUCAACAACUGGCGCUUCGGCAAUCGGAUAUGCCUAUGCCGCCGAAAUUCCCCAGCAGCGUUUACGAGCUCAAACUGCCGGUUGGGCCCUUGCCCUGUCCAAUGCUAUCUCAGUGAUGUUCAGCUUCUGCACUCCACUGAUGAUAGAUAAUGGUGGUGUUUCAAACUGGGGUGUGAAGACAGGUUUCUUCUUCGCCGGAACUGGUUCAGUCGCAGUGGUUAUUGCUUGGUUUAUCCUGCCAGAAGUGACCCGACGUACACCUGCAGAAAUCGAUGAAUUGUUCGAGAAGAGAGUCAAUCUCAGGAAGUUCAAGGGAUAUGUGACGGAAGUACAAAUGCACGCAGACGAGAAUCAGGAUCUGCAAAAAGAAGUACGUGUCGCUUGA
Molecule: messenger RNA, 1614 nt
Organism: Penicillium malachiteum
Lineage: Eukaryota; Fungi; Ascomycota; Eurotiomycetes; Eurotiales; Aspergillaceae
Exons: 11
Coding region: 1-1614 (537 amino acids)
Biological process (GO): carbohydrate transport; transmembrane transport
Cellular component (GO): membrane
Molecular function (GO): carbohydrate:proton symporter activity
Source: RefSeq, a predicted model, not a curated record